This is a messenger RNA of Meriones unguiculatus (Mongolian gerbil), 3493 nucleotides long. RefSeq names its product egl-9 family hypoxia inducible factor 1 (gene Egln1). The record is from RefSeq and is a predicted model, not a curated record. NCBI's taxonomy places the organism in Eukaryota, Metazoa, Chordata, Mammalia, Rodentia, Muridae. Gene Ontology annotation, molecular function: peptidyl-proline 4-dioxygenase activity; L-ascorbic acid binding; ferrous iron binding. The transcript has 5 exons. Gene Ontology annotation, biological process: cellular response to hypoxia; peptidyl-proline hydroxylation to 4-hydroxy-L-proline. Gene Ontology annotation, cellular component: cytoplasm; nucleus. Bases 245 to 1450 code for a protein of 401 amino acids.
CCGCAGGCCCGCGCCCUGCCCGCCCGCCCGCCCCGACGCAGCCGGCCGGGCCCGCCCGCCCAGGGCGCCGUGCGCCGCGCAGGCCGCGCUCUCCCCGGCGCGAUGCGGCGCUAGGUGGCCCCGGGCGAGGCAGGCGAGGCCAGGGCGCGCGCGGCCUCCCGCAGCGGGCGGCGGGCCCCGGGCGGGCGCCCCGACGGCCCCGCCGCCGCCCCGCGCCGGGCCCGCGGCCCGCCCCGCCGCGGCCAUGGCCAGUGACAGCGGCGGGCCCGGCGUGCUGAGCGCCAGCGAGCGCGACCGGCAGUACUGCGAGCUGUGCGGGAAGAUGGAGAACCUGCUGCGCUGCGGCCGCUGCCGCAGCUCCUUCUACUGCUGCAAGGAACACCAGCGCCAGGACUGGAAGAAGCACAAGCUGGUGUGCCAGGGCGGCGAGGCCCCCCGCGCGCAGCCCGCGUCGGCGCAGCCCCGCGCCGCGCCCCCGCCCGGUGGGGCCCCUGGAGCCGCGCGCGCCGGCGGGGCGGCCCGGCGCGGGGACGGCGCGGCGGCCUCGCGCGUGCCGGGCCCGGAGGACGCGGCGCGGGCCCGGAGCGGCCCCGGCCCGGCCGAGCCCGGCCCCGAGGAUCCUCCGGCCAGUCGGUCUCCGGGCCCGGAGCGCGCCAGCCUGUGCCCAGCGGGCGGCGGCCCCGGGGAGGCGCUGAGCCCCGGCGGAGGGCCGCGGCCCAACGGGCAGACCAAGCCGCUGCCCGCGCUGAAGCUGGCGCUGGAGUACAUCGUGCCGUGCAUGAACAAGCACGGCAUCUGCGUGGUCGAUGACUUCCUGGGCAGGGAGACCGGCCAGCAGAUCGGCGACGAGGUGCGCGCCCUGCACGACACCGGCAAGUUCACGGACGGGCAGCUGGUCAGCCAGAAGAGUGACUCUUCCAAGGACAUCCGGGGGGACCAGAUCACCUGGAUCGAGGGCAAGGAGCCCGGCUGCGAGACCAUCGGCCUGCUCAUGAGCAGCAUGGACGACCUCAUCCGCCACUGCAGCGGGAAGCUGGGCAACUACAGGAUAAACGGCCGAACGAAAGCCAUGGUUGCUUGUUAUCCAGGCAACGGAACAGGCUACGUCCGUCAUGUUGAUAACCCAAACGGAGAUGGAAGAUGUGUGACGUGUAUAUAUUAUCUAAAUAAAGACUGGGACGCCAAGGUAAGUGGAGGCAUACUUCGAAUUUUCCCGGAAGGCAAAGCCCAGUUUGCUGACAUUGAACCCAAGUUUGAUAGACUGCUGUUUUUCUGGUCUGACCGGCGCAACCCUCACGAAGUGCAGCCAGCAUACGCUACAAGGUACGCAAUAACUGUUUGGUAUUUUGAUGCAGAUGAGCGAGCAAGAGCUAAAGUGAAAUAUCUAACAGGUGAAAAGGGUGUCAGGGUUGAGCUCAAUAAGCCUAACUCGGUCAGCAAGGAUGUGUAGCGGGGCCUUAGGUCCGGCAGAGCCCGCUCCACCUCCAGCCACUUGGAUGCCUGCCGUGGGCUCGCGUCCACGUGGACGGGAUGGGCAGAGGCGCCCGCGUUCCAGCCGGGAGCCAGGCGGCCGGCCGCUCCAACAGAGGGCUCCACCUGCUGUGACUGCGGCGUGGCGCUCGGUGCUGGCUGAGGAGGAGAUGCUGCGGGCGAGAGUGGCUUCUCCAUCGGGACGCGAGACAAGGGCCCCUUGUAGGAUUCUCUUCAUUCUUCUAUUUUGCCAGAUCUAUCAUCUAACUGAGUUCAUUUCAUCUCUUUUUUAUAUCAAGUUUGAAUUCGGGGAAUUUUUGUAUUAGGUACAAUUUAUCAAAACUGAAUUAAGAAAAAAAUUUACAGUAUUAUUCUCAAAAUAACAUCAAUCUAUUUUUGUAAACCUCUUCAUGCUAUUAAAUUUUGCCCUAAAGACCUCCUUCAAUGAUUGUCGCCAGUGACUGAUGAUGUUUUCUUUUGACUGAAAGUAAAGAAAGGGCGUUGGGCCCAUGAAGUGCACGCGGUUUUUCUUGGCCUGUCUCACAGUAAAUUGAACUUGUGAGGUCUCUGCUCUCAGGCUUGACCUUCUUAGCAGUGAGGCCUCACAGUAGCAGCUCGCCGCCGAUUCCCGAGGAACUUAGAGUUAGGAGAGGAGAAAAGCCACAGGAAAAGGGUUUAUCUUUUAAGUGAAGUUUUUAAAGCUAAGUGACUGGCACACAGUGAACUUGAGGUCCUCCUCGGCUUCCGGUUCCCAAGACAAAGGGCUUUCUUCUUCAGGUCACAGCCUUGCCGUGGCUUCUCCUUAGUUCGCUCAGAACCGUGGGGCACCUGCUGGCCCUAGGCACGUGGACACGUGUGCGGCUACAGCCUCAGUCUCGGUCAUCAGCUCCUUGGAUAGCUAUGAGCCAUUUUCACAACCAGUAAGGAAAGAUGUGUGUAGCUUAGAAAUCAAGGAAGUGUGGACCAGACACUUUGUUUUAUGGCUUUUUCUCUUUUUAGAGAAAGGAGGGACAGUGUCACAACCACAUGAGACCUGACAGCCUCCUGCCACCGUGCAGCUCCUUUAGGAAGCCAGACUUUGCACAGAUUAUGGGUGGAACUCCGCACCCCUUAGGUGUUCUGUCUCUGACCUUGAUCUUUGCCAAAAUGUGUGUAUACAGAACUAUUUCUGUGUAUUUCACUUAAGCCAGUCUUAGCACCUGUGUAGUUUGUAUCCAAUUAGAGACCUUUUCUAUGGAAAGCUCAGUAAUUCUUAUUAAGAGAGUGCUAUUGUUCAUGUAAAACAUGAAAGAAAAAUCAAGUUGAGCCAAGUGUGGAUUGGGGGUUACUCAGCACUGUACCUGUAUGAGGGGCUCACGGCAGUAAGUCCAGCUCUGUCCCGUCUCCUUCCUUCAGCCCCGAUAACCACCGACCACCUCUCCAGCAAGUGCCUCUGCCAGCCGGCCAGCUCAAGUUUUGCCACCUGGCCCCCAAGCGCCGCAUUUCAGAGUUGGGGUAGAUUGUUCAGCGUCGGUGGUAGAAGGUCUGUUUGAUGGGAGCAGCAGCCUUUAGCGGGGAAGACCCUGGGGUGUUCUUAGCCUUGGACCUUUCCUAACGUACCACAGCCCAGAUUCUGCUGCGGGGGUGGCAGGAGGGGUGUGCUUGCCAGACAAACUUUAAAUUAUGUAUCUUUUGGAAAGUAUGUGCUUUCCUGGAGGUCACUGUGAAAAGUUUAAGAAGUCAGCAUAGUUGUGCCCUUAAUAAGCCCACUCAGACUCACAAUUUCAUGUUAGUGGCACGGAGCAGGACUCUAAAACUGUCUGUGGCCUGUGUGUGUUAAUCCUGGUUAAAGAGAAAGCUUUAUGAUGCUGUUUUUAUUCAACACAUUAACCAGCUGUAGAACAGACCUUUGUCCACCAUAGGCGGAGCACUUCAGGAUGCAGACUCCUGUGGUUCGGAAGCGGGUUUCCUGUGAACUCCUCUCACAAUGCUUGUAAAGCUAAUCUAAUUAAAAAGAUGCAUAAAUGUUCUUGAAAAAACCUAA